UCCUGCUUGCUCUUGACAUUUUCUAGUUUUUGCAGAAAUCGACUCAAAGAUAAGGAUGCUUCGCUCUGCCGUUCGUAUCACUGCUGCUCCUGCCAAGCAGAUCAUGCAGUCUUCUUCGCGCACCGCCGUUAUCUCAAGUGUGCGCUCGAUCUCGUCGCUGUCGCGGCCGGCUGUUGCGCGCAACAUGCGUGUUGCCAGCAUGCGUCCUGUGGUGAUCCCCAGCGCUGUCCGCGGUAUGGGUGUGCGUAGCUAUGCUGACAACGUCUACACUCGCUCCAAGCCUCACCUCAAUGUUGGUACCAUCGGCCACGUUGAUCACGGUAAGACUACCCUCACUGCUGCAAUCACCAAGGUGCUUGCUGAGGCUGGAGGUGCCAAGUUCCGUGAUUACUCUGAUAUUGACAAGGCCCCUGAGGAGAAGGCUCGUGGUAUCACCAUCUCGACUGCCCAUGUCGAGUAUGAGACCGCUAACCGCCACUACGCUCACGUGGAUUGUCCUGGACACGCGGAUUAUAUCAAGAACAUGAUCUCCGGUGCCGCUCAGAUGGACGGUGCAAUCAUCGUCGUUUCUGCCACCGAUGGUCAGAUGCCGCAGACGCGCGAACAUCUGCUCCUGGCAAAGCAGGUGGGCAUCAAGAAACUUGUUGUCUUCAUCAACAAGGCUGAUGCCAUUGAUGAUGCCGAGAUGCUGGAGCUCGUCGACAUGGAGAUGCGUGAGCUGCUGACGACCUACGGCUUCGAUGGCGACAACACUCCGAUCGUGUCUGGAUCGGCCCUGUGCGCCCUUGAGGGUAAGCAGCCGGAGCUCGGCCUUGAGGCGAUCAAGAAACUGAUGGCCGCCGUCGACGAAUGGAUCCCGACCCCUGAGCGCGACUUGGACAAGCCGUUCCUGAUGCCUGUCGAGGAUAUCUUCUCGAUUGCCGGCCGUGGUACCGUUGUCACUGGUCGUGUCGAGCGUGGCCAGAUCACCAAGGGCCAGGAGCUCGAGGUCAUUGGCUUCGGCGCUCCCUUCAAGACUACCCUGACUGGAAUCGAGAUGUUCCACAAGCAGCUGGAGCAGGGCCAGGCCGGUGACAACAUGGGCGCUCUGCUGCGUGGUGUCAAGCGCGAGACCCUACACCGUGGUCAGGUCCUGGCUGCCCCUGGCACGAUCAAGGCGCACAAGAAGUUCAUGGCAUCGCUGUACAUUCUGACCAAGGACGAAGGCGGCCGCCACACGCCGUUCUCGGACAACUACCGCCCCCAGAUGUUCGUGCGCACCUGCGACGUCACUGCCAUUCUGACCCAUCCGCGUGGCCCUAACGGUGAGGACCCAGAGAACAUGAUGGUCAUGCCUGGUGAUAACAUCACCAUGCAGUGCGAGCUGCUGGCUGAGAUCGCCAUCGAGAAGGGCAUGCGCUUCACCAUCCGUGAGGGUGGCCGUACCGUGGGCACUGGCCUCGUUACCGAGCUCAUCGAGUAAACACCUAUCCUAUUUCACUUCAACCGCAGUACAAAAAAUCUCAAUAUCAGUUUCAACAUUUAUGACGU
This is a messenger RNA of Linderina pennispora, 1530 nucleotides long. RefSeq names its product translation elongation factor Tu. The record is from RefSeq and is a predicted model, not a curated record. Gene Ontology annotation, cellular component: mitochondrion. The transcript has a single exon. Gene Ontology annotation, biological process: mitochondrial translational elongation. Lineage: Eukaryota; Fungi; Kickxellomycota; Kickxellomycetes; Kickxellales; Kickxellaceae. The coding region runs from base 56 to 1462 and encodes 468 amino acids. Gene Ontology annotation, molecular function: translation elongation factor activity; GTPase activity; GTP binding.